AACACGGAAGUGAACCUGGGAACUCACAUUUCUUUUUUUAAAAUCGAGAUAUUUUUUAUUUAUUAAUGUGUAAGUACAACUCGACAGUCAUAAAAAUAUAAGUUUUGGUGCUGAAAAGGAACAAAAUGGACAAUGUAUUAUCCUCGACUGGUGACAGUAAAUUGGACCAAGCCAUUAAUCAGUGGCUGCAGUUUGACAAGAACCCCCAGACAGUGGCGUUGGUGCAGGGCCUGGUGAAGGAGGGGGCGGUUGGGGAGCUGCGGAGGUGUUUUGGCUCCCGGAUGGAGUUUGGGACGGCUGGCCUCAGAGCUGCCAUGGGACCAGGGAUCUCCUGUAUGAACGACCUCACCAUCAUACAGACCACACAGGGGUUCUGUAAGUAUCUGGAGCAAUGUUUUGGGCAGUGUCUGAAGGAGCGGGGGGUGGUGGUAGGGUUUGAUGCCCGUGCCCACCCUCCCAGUGGAGGCAGCAGUAAACGUUUUGCCAGCCUGGCGGCCGCUGUGUUCGCCUACCAAGGGGUCCCUGUCCACCUGUUCUGUGACAUCACACCCACACCCUUCGUGCCCUUCGCUGUGUCUCAUCUGGGUCUGUGUGCUGGCAUCAUGGUAACCGCCUCCCACAACCCCAAACAGGACAACGGCUACAAGGUGUAUUGGGAGAACGGUGCCCAGAUCGUGCCGCCCCAUGAUAAGGGUAUCUCUGAAGCCAUCGAGGCUCACCUGGAGCCCUGGCCUGAGUCCUGGGACAUAACCUCUCUCUCUCACAGCCCUCUGCUGAACGACCCGUUCCAAGACAUUCACACAGAGUACUACCGGACCAUCCAACAGCACUGUCACCACAGGGAUAUCAACAAGAGUUCAGAGGUGAAGAUCGUGCACACCUCCGUGCAUGGAGUCGGACACGCCUUCGUCCAAUCAGCUUUCAAGGCCUUUGACCUCCGACCCCCGUAUGCCGUAGAGGAGCAGAAAGACCCGGACCCUGAGUUCCCCACCGUCAAAUACCCCAACCCUGAGGAGGGGAAGGGGGUCCUGACCCUGUCGUUUGCCCUGGCGGAGAGGGAGGGAGCAACUGUAGUUCUGGCCAACGAUCCUGACGCUGACCGCCUGGCCGUUGCUGAGCAACAGAAGGGUGGUCAGUGGCGUGUGUUCAGUGGUAAUGAGUUGGGGGCGUUGCUGGGUUGGUGGGUGUAUCAGUGUUGGAAACAGACCAACCCAGACCAGUCGACCGUGAAGUCUGUCUACAUGUUGGCCUCCACCGUCUCCUCUAAGAUUCUACGAGCCAUCGCUCUCAAGGAGGGCUUCCACUUUGAGGAAACUCUGACUGGGUUCAAGUGGAUGGGCAACAGAGCCAGAGAGCUGCUGGACCAGAACAAGAUGGUACUGUUCGCCUUCGAGGAGGCUAUAGGGUACAUGUGUGGUUCUGCCGUGCUGGAUAAGGAUGGUGUUAGUGCAGCAGCCAUCGCUGGGGAGAUGACAUCAUACCUGGCCUCGAAGAACACCACGCUGUCACGACAACUCACUGCUGUCUACGAGGAGUAUGGGUACCACAUCACUAAGAACUCCUACUUCAUCUGUCACGACCAGGAAGUGAUCCGAGCCAUGUUUGACCGGCUGCGUCACUACGGCAACCAGGAGGAUGUGUCGUACCCCAGGCAGUGUGGAGGCGUCGCCAUCACCGCUGUACGAGACCUCACUACUGGAUACGACAGCAGCCAGGCGGACAACAAGGCUGUCCUCCCCUCCUCCCCCAGUAGUCAGAUGAUCACGUUUAGUUUCUCUAACGGGGGCGUGGCCACCAUGAGGACCAGCGGAACGGAACCCAAGAUCAAGUACUACACUGAGCUGUGUGCUGCCCCCGGCAACAGUGAUGUUAAAGGUUUACAGAAGGAGUUAGAUGACCUGGUUAAUGCCAUCGUAGAGGACUUCUUCCAGCCCCAGAAGAAUAACCUGCUGUCCAAGCCUGAGUAACACACAUCAGUGGCUUGUAAACACAAAGACCCGCGCUGGUUUGACUUCCUGAUCAAGAUUCCCUUUCAGACAUUCUUCUUCCAGAACUCACACACAUUCUAGAACUCACACACAUUCUACAACUCACACACAUUCUACAACUCACACACAUUCUACAACUCACACACAUUCUACAACUCACACACAUUCUACAACUCACACACAUUCUACAACUCACACACAUUCUACAACUCACACACACACACACACACACACACACACACACAUUCUAGAAUGGGUGCGUUCCAGGCCGACUACCAAUGCUGUGUGAUUAAUGCUUUCUGAUUUUCUAUUUGGAUGACUUAUUAUCAUUUUAUUCAUUUAUUUUUACAUUAAAUGCCCUUUGUGUGUGUUGAAUGCUGUAACACUGAGCAAAACAACUAAUAAAAGUCCCAUGAUGGU
Molecule: messenger RNA, 2408 nt
Organism: Oncorhynchus masou masou (cherry salmon)
Lineage: Eukaryota; Metazoa; Chordata; Actinopteri; Salmoniformes; Salmonidae
Product: phosphopentomutase-like
Exons: 13
Coding region: 126-1967 (613 amino acids)
Biological process (GO): purine ribonucleoside salvage; carbohydrate metabolic process
Cellular component (GO): nucleus
Molecular function (GO): phosphopentomutase activity; magnesium ion binding
Source: RefSeq, a predicted model, not a curated record